AUGGCCUCCUCUCCCCUCCACCUCUUCCUCCUCCUUCCCCUGCGCCUCCUCUUCCUCCUCCCGCUGCUCGCCGCGGCCAAACCCGUCCUCGAGAACGGUUACACGGUCACCACCUUCGCCGACCUGAACCCGCUCCCGGCCUCUGGGCCGUACCCCUACGCGAUCCUCCCGCGGCUCCACGCUGGCGACCUCCUCCUCCUCGACUCCGCCGGAUCCGCGCUCUACACCCUCUCCCUCUCCUCCUCCCCCGGCGAGCCGCGCAGGCUAGCGAGGGGCAAGCGGGGCUCCGGGUUCGACGACGGCGACGCCGCCUUCGACCGGCCGCGCAGCGUCGCCGUCGAUGCCGUCGACAACGUCUACGUCGCCGACCAACGCCACGGCGCCGUCCGCAAGGUCGCGCCCUCCGGUUAUACUACUACGAUUGCCGGAGGCCUCUCAUCAGGGCAUGGUCACAGGGAUGGACUGGCACAGAAUGCUACUUUCUCGGCAGAUUUUGAGCUUGUUUAUGUCCCCAAAAUUUGUGCCCUGUUAGUAGCUGACAGAGGAAAUCGAAUGGUUAGACAAAUCAAUCUAAAGCCAGAAGAUUGUGCACAUGAAAAACAGUCAGGCUUGGGAACUACAUCGGUGUCGGUCAUUGCAAUAUUGUGUGCAUUGCUCGGUUCAAUUAUCGGGUUCUUAGUUCGUCAUUUUUACCCUGUCAAUGAAGUCUCCAUCAACCACUUUUUCAGCAGGAUACAGAAGCAGUUCCUGAGGACACAGAGGAAGGCAACUCUGAUCAGCUUCUGCGACAUAAAAAGCGCAGUUGCUAGCUCCAUGGGCUACACCCUCCUGCUUAGACUGAUCAGACUUGGCCGUGGCUAUCUAGCCAUGGUGUUCCCUAGUGUUAGGUUACAGAAAGAAGUUCCCCUUAGGCCUUCUCGUCGUCGUCCUGAGUUACGCAAAACUAGCACUGCUCCUAACAUUGGUCUUAACAACAAAGCUCCCCUUCCUCCUACUGGGCAACUGGGGGAUCUGAUAAGCUUUGCUGGAGAUGCCGGUGAUAAGGAGGGUAGUGGUAAUGCCAAUAGUCAGGAGGGUAAGGUGCCAUCUUAUGAGGGUGACUUGAUGGGUCUUCUCUACAUCCCACCUGGCAGCGUUAAGAAAAUUGAUCACAUGAUCGAGACCAACCUAUCCGGCUUUUCAAGCCAUGUGAAUCGUCGUAGAUUAACUGUUAGUGGUUGUAGUAUUGACAAUAUGUCAAACAAUCGAAUAGGCGGUCACUCAACGAGCAUGGAAAAAGAUGACAAAUAUACCGAACGUAGUGGUGGACAAUUCGACACUGAUGUACCAAUGUCCAAAAUUAAAGUGUAUUUUCCAAAUGGGCAAGAAGGCAGGGGUUUUCUGAGACACUAUGAUUUGGAUUACAAUGUUGCUUAUAUGCAAGCCAAAUCUUUUCCUGGUCUUCAAGAAGUAUUUCUCGGUCCUCAAUUGCAAAUUGGGCCUCACAGCCAGGUAGUAGCUGGCUUCAAGUCUGGCAAAUUAUUGGCUGCAGCUGGGAUAGUGACUGAUGUGCCGACUGAGAAGUAUAUGACCUCUACGUGCAAAAUCACUAGGUGUGGACUUGGAGGGCCUCUUGUUGAUUUUGAAGGGAACUUUGUUGGCAUGAACUUUUAUAACUCGAAAGGGAAUACAUUCCUACCAAGGAACAAAAUUCAAAAAAUGCUUGAGUGUAAUCUGAGAGCCACUGAGCCAGGCCCCAACCACAAUAUCUGCCUGGACAUGGCAAAUUUGGCUAGGCUGGUUUGGUUUGUUGAGCCAUAG
Molecule: messenger RNA, 1800 nt
Organism: Miscanthus lutarioriparius
Lineage: Eukaryota; Viridiplantae; Streptophyta; Magnoliopsida; Poales; Poaceae
Source: the annotation of a GenBank genome assembly